AUAUUGUGAACAGUGACGAUCAAAUAGAAACAUAAGCCAUAAAACAAAUGUGAAAAGAAAGUGACGCUGACAGUGCUGGAAAGGACUGGCAAACAGCGUAUGUGAUUCAAUAUGCACCCAUCUUCCUGUGACACCUUUGUGGCUCUGCCGCCCUCCACCGAGGGACAACGCAUUGUCUUUGGGAAAAACUCUGACAGGCCUUGUGAUGAGGUCCAGGAGGUGGUGUAUUUUCCUGCCAAAGACUGUGGUGAAGGGGAAAAGGUGGAGUGUACAUACAUCGAGAUUGAGCAGGCGGCCCACACUUACGCAGUUGUGUUGAGCAAACCAGCGUGGCUGUGGGGUGCAGAAAUGGGUGCAAAUGAGCAUCAAGUGUGUAUUGGAAAUGAAGCAGUGUGGGGGAGAGAAAGUGCUGAUGGUGACGAGGCUCUUCUCGGCAUGGAUCUUGUCAGGCUUGGACUUGAAAGAGCCGAUACAGCUGAGAAAGCUGUGGAUGUCAUUGCUGAGCUGCUUGAGAAAUAUGGCCAGGGAGGCUCCUGCCUGGAAGAUGAGUCUGGCUUUACCUACCACAACAGUUUUCUCAUCUCAGACAGGAAGGAGGCAUGGGUGCUGGAAACUUCAGGGAAGUACUGGGCAGCAGAGAGAGUGGAAGGUGGAUAUCGCAACAUCUCAAAUCAGUACAGCAUAACAACUAAGAUAGACAAAGAACAUCCAGGUAUGAGGGAAUAUGCACAAAGCAAAGGCUGGUGGGAUGGAAAAACUCAGUUCAACUUUGCCACGGCGUACUCCUUCAUGACUACAGCCAGGAUUGACGCCUCCGGGAGCCGAUACUGUGAGGGGAAGAAGUUGUUGGAGAAGAGCAACGGUCACAUCACUGCUGAGACAAUGAUGGAUAUCUUGAGGGAUAAGGAAAGUGGCAUCAACAUGGAGGGCAUGUUCAUGACGACAGGAAGUAUGGUUUCUGUGGUACCCACAAAUCCUGAUGUCCCAGGGGUUCACUACUUUACAGCAACUCCAGACCCUGAAAGGUCUAUAUUCAAACCCUUCAUCUUUGUGAAAUACAUUGAAGGAGAUUGGAAAGACACAGUUUCUCCCAGUUACGGUUCAGAUGACCCUGUAAAGAAGAAGCCCCGCUUCCAGAGCAAACCUGACCGCAAACACAAUUUGUUUUCCAAGCAUGAGGUGGUGGCUGCCAUCAUUGACAGCUACAAGGACAAAGGACAGAAGAUUGUGCAAAAUAUGAGACAGCUAGAAAAAGAGAAGAUGACAGAGAUGGAGAAGAAUCUUUCACAUGGUAUUGAGGAACCAGAUUUUUUGGUGAAUCUGUUCCCAGAAUGUGUUAAAGAGGAGAUGAAUGUGUACAGCAAAAGCUGAGAAGCCUGUGACUUGUUGGUCACAGAAAAGCUCUGUAGUGUAUCAGUGGCAGUUUGUGCCUCUGCAGUGUAUCUUUAAUUCAGAUACAAAUACUCACAUGCUGCUAUGAUAGAUCAGUAUAUCAGAACAAAUUAAAAUCAACCUUCAUUCAAAAAUUAGGCAUUAAAAUUCAUGAAUUCCGCAUUAUACAUUAAUGACUAAAAUGUUCACUUUUCAUUCAUGUAUAGAAUCAUUGACCAGGAAUACAUGCAGAACAUGUAUUGAGGGUUCAGUAGUAAAAUUUAUUUAAAAAGCACUAAAGACCAUCAAUAUGCAGCAUUUUACAAGAAUUGUGUGCUACAAAUGUAUUAUAAUUAUUCUAUUAAAAUGUUUACACCAGUGUUCUCAAUAUGAUUGAGUUAAUAAUAAAUACAGACAUUUGCAUUUAAAGCAGUUAACUGAUUAUAUUUUGGUACACCUGAGAGAAAAAUAAUCACAGCAGCUUGUAUUUUCCCAACUUAAGUUGAUAUGGUUUAUGUGAAGGAUGACACCAUGUACCAAAUCACAUUAUAAUCACAGCUUAUUAAAAGAUGAUUACGCCAUUUUCUGCUCCAUUUUUGGCAUUUUAAAAAGCAAUAAGCAAUGUAAACAUGUUUGUUGAAAUGGUGUUUUGAAAUACUGCUAACAUCGCCCUGGUAAACAGUGUAACCACUGUUACAUCAGUGUCAAGUCAUGUUUGACUGCAGGCAACCAGAGCAACAAUACAUGCUACAUUACCAGUUAACCAACUGGUAAAACUAACUUAAUUAUAAGUUAUACUGGAUUUAAACUUUAAAAAUGGAUGAAGAAUCAGCCACGUCUUCCCUUUUUCUUUGGCUUUGGUAGGAGAGUGAUAAUAAACUCAGAGGCGUCCCACAGUAUGAACUAAUGCACUCAGCAGAGGACUGGAAAAUGUGGCUUGUACCUCUAAUUUUCUUUAUGAGGACCCCUCUGCACAUUGUCACUCACAAUGACACAGAAUAAAACUACUGAAAGUGCAUCUAUUAACUGGCAUAAAAAUACACACACACAAAAUCAACAAAAGCAACAACAUCUUGUUUCAUCCCUUAAUAUUAGUAGUACUUGUCAGUUAUGUUCUGCUCAAAAAUGAAAAACCAUGGUCUUGUCUUUGUAGUUUUGGCCAUCAGUCCUGUCAGUUAUGUUAUAAUUUUACUCUCCAGCUUUAUUAAAGAUUAAACGAUGCAGCAUAAUAUGAGGAUUAUGAACACAAUCUCAGUUGCAGAUAUUUCUGGUCUCCUCUCCAAAUAAGUGGUUGGAUAAUGUGGCUAAACAUGUUGUUAAUGUGUGUUAUCAUGUAAUUGUGUUAGCAACAUUGUCACAAUCCAAAUUCUCAACAAUUAAACAGUUGAGUGAAAUGUUAAAUGUAUGUAAAAUUGCAAAAAUAAGACCAAGGUUUUAAUAAAAUUAAUUUUCAUUUAA
This is a messenger RNA of Scomber japonicus (chub mackerel), 2829 nucleotides long. RefSeq names its product secernin 3 (gene scrn3). Lineage: Eukaryota; Metazoa; Chordata; Actinopteri; Scombriformes; Scombridae. Gene Ontology annotation, molecular function: dipeptidase activity; cysteine-type exopeptidase activity. The record is from RefSeq and is a predicted model, not a curated record. The coding region runs from base 112 to 1371 and encodes 419 amino acids. The transcript is spliced from 8 exons. Gene Ontology annotation, biological process: proteolysis.